AUGUUCUUUGCCCGCGUGAUGUCGAAGCUGAUCCAUUUCUUUAUAGCUGAUUGUGAGUUGUAUACUACUGAUCUACUAACGCUCGUCUAUAAUGCUAACCAGGAUAGGCGGGGUGCAUUGAUGAGUCCGCGCUUGGUGCUAUCCAGAAAGUCCUCGGUGGAUUGCUUGGGAGCUUGGGCCAAUAAACUGCGGCAGGGCAUUUACACCCGUUUCUUGGCCCUCGCAAGGCUGCAAUGUGGUCUUAGACCUUCCGCGUAA
This is a messenger RNA of Akanthomyces muscarius, 258 nucleotides long. RefSeq lists its product as uncharacterized. The record is from RefSeq and is a predicted model, not a curated record. Bases 1 to 258 code for a protein of 85 amino acids. The transcript has 9 exons. NCBI's taxonomy places the organism in Eukaryota, Fungi, Ascomycota, Sordariomycetes, Hypocreales, Cordycipitaceae.